Molecule: messenger RNA, 1284 nt
Organism: Seminavis robusta
Lineage: Eukaryota; Bacillariophyta; Bacillariophyceae; Naviculales; Naviculaceae
Source: the annotation of a GenBank genome assembly
CUGAACCAAGACUUAUUAGAGUUUUGGGAGAUCUUGCAGUCAAAGCUUACAGCCAAAGCCAGAGAUUCUUUUUGUUGUUGUUGGAGAUCUGUUCGAGUCGAGCAGUGCAUUUUGUACUUUCCAUAAGACGCAAAGCAAAGAAACCAAAAAGAACAAAGCACAAACUGAGUUAGUCAAGAACGAUGAUGGCCCACAAUAGCACUUUGACCGUCCACCAAGCCCUCUAUGGCAAUGAGGAAAAGUCAAGUUCGUCACCCAAGAAUCUCAGCAAGUGGACUUUGGAGGCAGAUUCUGACAAGCUGCGCUGUGCCCUUGGUGAAGCAUUUGCUGGCACAGACACUGUUGGAGGAGAGCCGAUCCUAGAUUGGGGCUUUGGCCAUUGUUCGUUCAAACCAGAGGAACGAGUGCAGCUGUUUCAAUUCAUGAUGGCAUAUCCACUCUAUGAAGAUAUCCAGAAGCCAAGCUUUCAGAUCUGUUCGGAGAAUGGCAAUGGUGAUAUCAAAUCGCUGGCAUCUGUGGUGGAGUAUGACAAUGACAGAAACAACAGCAAGAAGCCAUUCAAGAAAAUACGGGAGGGUUGGGCAAACCUUGUCACGACCAUGCGUCUUCUGCUCGUACACAAAGAAAAAGUUCCGGACCUCUUCAAAUCUCCGGACAGGAAGGCCGACCUCAAGAGAAUGGAACAAAAACUGGGAAAGAAUUUUCAAGAAAAGUGUGACCAGUGGCAUUUCGAGCAUGGACCAAAGGGAAAGCAUUGGUUUGUCCACAUGGUAGGCGUGGUUCCCGACCAUCAAGGUCAAGGAAUGGGCAAAGAACUCAUGGCAAAACUGAAUGAUAUGGCUGAUAAGAUGAACCAAGCGAUGUACUUGGAAGCUGGAGAAAGAAACCGACGAUUCUACGAGAAAAUGGGAUUUGUUGUCCAGCACACUGUUACGUUGGAGGAUCCUGAUGACGCCGAGAAUAGCUUCCUGGUCCACUUGAUGACUCGGGAGCCCCACCACGAGACAUGUAGUUGAAAACAGAUGAUGCGGACAUAAACGGCGAUGGGCAGAGAGUGCUGGUGGCCCCCGAAGCAUCUGCUGCAGACUAGAUCCAACCCAGAAAUGACUAAAGUUUUUCGAACACAACCUCCUGGAAAGCUGGGUGGUCUGGGGCCCGCCUGAACCAACACCACAACACCUUAUAAAACCAACAAAAUGAAUUCACACAAAUCAACAAAAGCACCAAACUCCAGAAACAGAAUACAUGUACUUAAUUAAUAAUAAACUUUUGUUUCUCUAUUUC